ACAGCCCGUAGAAAUGACAUCAUUGUUAUUUUCAGUGGAGCUGCCGCUUUGAGGUGGAUAAAGUUCGUCUCCACGUUGGAAGUGAUUGAAACUAUCAGGCGUUUUCGGGAUCUGGUUGUUCUUUUUGUUGUAAAACAGAGAGAAGAGCUGAGAGGAAGGGCCUGAGGAAGGAAACAGGAGCUCGGCGGAGCCGGAAGUGAUUGUCGAUGAGCGAAGAGGGGAAAAAAAACGACUCGAAAGAAAAGUUUUCUUGGGACACAAAGUUGUCAAAAGACGUAAACUUCCUCAGAGCGACUCGAACUUUAUGUCUGGAAAAAUGGAAGCGACGUUUUACGACGAAGCCGCCUCCAACUCUCAGCACGACGGUUCGGCUGUGUUCGGCUUCAACCCGAAGAGCCUGAAACAGACCAUGACCCUGAACCUGAACGACCCGAAAACCUUCAAACCCCACCUGGGCGCCAAGGCCCUGGACAUCCUGACUUCCCCGGACGUGGGUCUGCUGAAGCUGGCCUCCCCGGAGCUGGAGAGGCUCAUCAUCCAGUCCUGCAACGGGCUCACCACCCCCACCCCGACCCAGUUCCUCUGUCCCAAGAACAUCACGGACGAGCAGGAGGGCUUCGCCGACGGCUUCGUGAGGGCCCUGGCCGAGCUGCACUACCAGCAGCUGCCCGCAGACCACCCGGACGCGGCGGCGGGGGGCUGCGAGAGCGGCGGCAUCCCGUACAGCUGCACGGUGCGCGCGGAGCCGCCCGAGUACACGAACCUGGCCGCGUUCAACCGGACCUCCGCGCCCGUCCCGGAGAGGCACGCGAGCUACCCGGCCGCCCCGCCGCCCGACCCGCAGCACCCGCGGCUGCAGGCGCUCAAGGAGGAGCCGCAGACGGUGCCCGAGAUGGGCGGCGGCGACACCCCGCCGCUCUCCCCCAUCGACAUGGAGACCCAGGAGCUGAUCAAGGCGGAGCGGAAGCGCAUGAGGAACCGGGUGGCCGCGUCCAAGUGCCGGAAGAGGAAGCUGGAGAGGAUCUCCCGGCUGGAGGAGCGGGUGAAGAACCUGAAGAGCCAGAACACGGAGCUGGUCUCCUCCGCCAACGUCCUCCGGGACGAGCUGGCUCUGCUGAAGCAGAAGGUCAUGGACCACGUCAACAGCGGCUGUCAGCUCAUCCUGACGCAGCAGCUCCAGGCCUUCUGAUCACUGAGGAGGAGGAGGGACCGUGCUUAGGGACCAAAAAGUGGAGCCUUUCAGAUCCACUCAGACUGCAGCCCGGUUCUUGAUUGGUCAGAGCAAAAGCCAUAAAAUCUCUUGUCCAGGCGCACAGAACUCAGACUCUUUACUACUUAAGUCUUCCACUUGUUUUUCUUUGUGUGUAUGAGUGUGUGUGUGCACAUAUUAUUACAAACUCGCACUUGCAUGGCAAAGAAUGACCCCCGUCACCUGUCCAGCAGCUGGAUCCAGGUGCAGAGGCAGUCUGGACUCUGGUGGAUCAGGACUCUGCAGGCACCAGCGAACCUUUGUACAGAACGACACUAAGCUUUAACACCUCCUGGACUUUUUAUAGGUGUGUGUUUGUUUGGAGAGUUUACUGACAGCUGCCUUAAUUUCAUACAACUGUUUGUUUAUAAGUGUGUAACUGUUAGAGCUAAAAAAAAUAACACUUUGUAAUAUUUGUACGCUGUAUUUUGAGCACUUAACUGUAUAUAAAACUAUAAAUAAUAAACAAACAUAAAAGGUGA
Molecule: messenger RNA, 1731 nt
Organism: Austrofundulus limnaeus
Lineage: Eukaryota; Metazoa; Chordata; Actinopteri; Cyprinodontiformes; Rivulidae
Product: transcription factor AP-1
Exons: 2
Coding region: 305-1189 (294 amino acids)
Biological process (GO): regulation of cell population proliferation; regulation of cell cycle; regulation of transcription by RNA polymerase II
Cellular component (GO): transcription regulator complex
Molecular function (GO): RNA polymerase II cis-regulatory region sequence-specific DNA binding; transcription factor binding; DNA-binding transcription factor activity, RNA polymerase II-specific
Source: RefSeq, a predicted model, not a curated record